Molecule: messenger RNA, 882 nt
Organism: Cyprinodon tularosa
Lineage: Eukaryota; Metazoa; Chordata; Actinopteri; Cyprinodontiformes; Cyprinodontidae
Exons: 3
Coding region: 1-795 (264 amino acids)
Source: RefSeq, a predicted model, not a curated record
AUGCAGAAUGGUCUGCACCCAAGAAAAGGAAAUAAGGUUGAGACCAAAGAGGCUUCCCAGCAAUCAGAGAGGGAGGAAAUGGAAGGAGGAGCUUCAGCAGCAGCAGCUGAAGCCACUGAUGAGGAGGAGCCCAGAGAGCCAACUCUGCAUGAUAUUGCUGGGAUUCUUCGGGCUUUCAUGGGACAACAGGAAGUUCGGGAGAAAAAGCAGAGAGAAGUUUCUGCACAACAAGAACAGCGCUUUAGGAGCUUGCAACACCAGUUUCGGCUUUUGCAGAUGGAAAUACAGGCCAGGACAACCCCGCCCCCUGAGCCCACAUCAACUGAUCCACCACCUGUUACAACUCAAAUUGAUCAGAUUCAAGCAACAUCUCAACCUGAGGAUUCAGCUUUCAGCUCAACAGGUCAGUCUGUGCACCUUCCUCAUCCUAAAUUGGAAAAAUUGACUGCUGAAGAUGAUGUUGAGCACUUUCUGACCACGUUUGAGAGAAUUGCAGCUGCUUAUCGUUGGCCACAAUCGGACUGGGUUUUCCAUCUCAUUCCUCUUCUGACGGGUAAGGCUCGCUGUGCCUAUGUUAACAUGGAUGUGGAUGAUUCCCUGGAAUAUGGAAAGGUUUGGAUCAAGGAGCACAAUCCGAAGUCUGCUGCAGAAGCUGCUACUCUCGCUGACGUGUUUGUGGCUGCCAGAAGUAGGAGUCAGCCAUGGAGCAACAGUGCAUGGAGAGCUGCCAAAGAUUCACGUCGGUUACAACCUUAUCAGCCUCAUCAAAAGCUAGCAACGGGUGGGGGUCUAUAAGCUGUUGGGCAUCAGGAGCAUGAGGACAACACCAUACCACCCACAGACGGAUGGCCUGACGGAGCGUUUUAACCAAACUCUCAAACA